UUAUCUCAAUAAUAAUACAGUCAACUGUAAUUUUGACACACGUUUUUAACCUCAAAUUUCGUGCCGAACAUUUUUUUUACAUAAUUUAACCAAAAUGCAAACUGCACGAAUUUUGGUCCGGAACUCCCUUAAACAAUGGAGGCACAUUUCACGCAGCUCCAUUGCGAGUUCAGUGGAAGCUCAAACAGUCGCGGCGGAAAAAUUGACGAUUCCACCCCCGAGCACGGAGGAAAGGUCGGCCUCCCCCAAGAUCGAGAAACUGUGCACAGAAAUCUCCCAGCUGAACCUACUCGAGGUGUCCGAAUUGAGUACACUGCUGAAAAAACGCCUGAACUUACCGGACGCACCGGCGUUCCCCGUGGGUGGAUUCGCCGCUCCCGCGCCCGCCGAUGACGAAGAGGAGGCUGCGCCACAGAAAGUCAAGUCAGCAUUCACCGUUAAGCUCACUAAGUUCGAUGAAAAACAAAAGGUCGCACUGAUCAAGGAAAUCAAGAAUUUGGUUGAAGGGAUGAACUUGGUGCAGGCCAAAAAGUUUGUGGAAAGUGCACCCACCGUUGUCAAAGCAGAUAUCUCCAAGGAUGAAGCCGAGAAGCUUAAGGAAGCUAUUGAGAAAGUCGGAGGAUCAGUUGAGAUUGAAUGAGGUGGUUUUUAGUGUAGAUUGUAUGUAUGUUAAAUAAUUUGUUAAUAAAAUUAAACAAACGCUU
Messenger RNA from Aethina tumida (small hive beetle), 704 nucleotides. It is a transcript of the gene mRpL12, whose product is annotated as 39S ribosomal protein L12, mitochondrial. Bases 95 to 640 code for a protein of 181 amino acids. The record is from RefSeq and is a predicted model, not a curated record. Gene Ontology annotation, biological process: mitochondrial transcription; translation. NCBI's taxonomy places the organism in Eukaryota, Metazoa, Arthropoda, Insecta, Coleoptera, Nitidulidae. The transcript is spliced from 2 exons. Gene Ontology annotation, cellular component: ribosome; mitochondrial large ribosomal subunit. Gene Ontology annotation, molecular function: structural constituent of ribosome.